Molecule: messenger RNA, 2207 nt
Organism: Cyclopterus lumpus (lumpfish)
Lineage: Eukaryota; Metazoa; Chordata; Actinopteri; Perciformes; Cyclopteridae
Gene: ergic1
Product: endoplasmic reticulum-golgi intermediate compartment 1
Exons: 10
Coding region: 128-1000 (290 amino acids)
Biological process (GO): endoplasmic reticulum to Golgi vesicle-mediated transport; retrograde vesicle-mediated transport, Golgi to endoplasmic reticulum
Cellular component (GO): endoplasmic reticulum membrane; endoplasmic reticulum; Golgi membrane
Source: RefSeq, a predicted model, not a curated record
UUGCAAAGCGUACUAAACUGACGUCAGCCCGGUACCGAUGAACAACCGGUAGCGUUGAAGAGAGCCGUGUGUUAGCCCGUUGCGUUUAGCUUUGUCCGCCAACCCUCCUGUCAAACGUGCUAACAUCAUGCCUUUCGAUGUUAGGAGAUUCGAUAUCUACAGGAAAGUGCCAAAAGAUCUCACCCAGCCCACAUACACAGGAGCUUUCAUUUCCAUCCUCUGCUGUUUCUUCAUCCUCUUCCUGUUCCUGUCUGAGCUGACGGGCUUCAUAGCCACAGAACUAGUAAAUGAACUGUAUGUGGAUGAUCCAGAUAAAGACAGUGGUGGGAAGAUAGAAGUGAGUUUAAACAUCAGUUUGCCACACUUACACUGUGAUUUGGUGGGUUUGGACAUCCAGGAUGAGAUGGGCCGCCACGAGGUCGGUCACAUAGACAACUCCAUGAAGAUUCCUCUCAACCAGGGGGGUGGUUGUCGCUUUGAGGGAGAGUUCACCAUCAACAAAGUACCAGGAAACUUCCAUGUGUCGACGCACAGCGCUACAGCGCAGCCCCAAAGCCCAGACAUGACCCACAACAUCCACAAGUUGGCCUUUGGAGAAAAGCUCCAGGUAAAAAAAAUACAAGGAGCCUUCAAUGCGUUAGGAGGGGCUGACAGGCUGUCAUCUAAUCCUCUGGCCUCACAUGACUACAUCCUGAAGAUUGUACCGACGGUGUAUGAAGACCUAUCGGGCAAACAGAGGUUCUCCUACCAGUACACGGUGGCCAACAAGGAGUACGUCGCGUACAGCCACACGGGCAGAAUCAUCCCGGCCAUCUGGUUCCGAUACGACCUCAGUCCAAUCACAGUCAAGUACACAGAGAGGAGGCAGCCCGUCUACCGCUUCAUCACAACGAUCUGUGCCAUCGUCGGCGGGACGUUCACAGUCGCAGGAAUCAUCGACUCCUGUAUAUUCACUGCUUCAGAGGCCUGGAAGAAGAUCCAGAUCGGGAAAAUGUCAUGAGGACUCCUCCCCACAUCUUAUUUAUAUGUGCAGAGUUGCUAGCCUGUUAGCUAAAUCCAAUCCUUCUCUAACCCACUUCCUUUUGGAGAUUUCCUCAAGUCGACCAAUAGAGUGGCUCCGGCACUGGAUCUAACUAACAGGCUACACGGCUGCGUCUCAGUUACUUUUUAAGCUCCUCUCAGGCUCCAUCUGCUCUGUUGACGUGUGGAUGCAGACUAUCACAUGUCUUCUUCCUGCGUCUUCAGUGUCAGGAGAGGAAGCUCUUUUGUUACUGUGGAGAUGAAGUACUCUGUGCCUGGGUAUUUGAAGUCUGUACCUGAUAUUCUUUGAAGUAAAAAAAAAACUUUGACACAAAUCUCCACAUAUAAUCAAUUCAAUGGGAAUUGUUCAAAUGAUGGCUGAAUUACAACAGACCUAUGUUUAAAUUAAUUUUAAAAACAGUAUCAGUCGACCUGUACUGUUUAUUUGUUUGUAUGCCACAAAAAGGGAAUUAUCAUUUGAAGGAAGUGUUCUGGUUAUUAAGACUAGACUGAACUUUAAAAUGUUUCUGUAGGUCACACUGUCCAUACAAUAGUAUUUUGAAUCAUGUGACAUUAUAUUUUCAGCCCAUCUUAUUGCAUCUCCAGUAUUCACUGCAUGUGCCUUUUUAGAUUCUUUACUCUUCCACCAUUCAGGAUUACCAUCAGCUCCCAUGUGUCUGUUUCAAUGGCCGUUGUUACAACUUACUUUGUAGAUUCACUUUUUAAGAGAUUUAUUUUUUAAUACAGGGAAUCAUUGCUUAUUUUUCAGUCCAUUAUUGUACCAAUAUUUCAUUAAUGCUGUUUGAUAACCUAGUUUUUUUUUUUUUUUACAAUCCAUUUGAAUUAUUGCAAAAAUAUGUAGCAAGUGUCUGUUAUUUUCUAAGAGAACAAUUGAUUUAGUUUUUCUUUUUUUCUUUUACACAGUACAUUAACUAAUUGAGUUUCUAUGAAGUUGUAAAUUGUAUGGAUGAUUUGGUUUUGUACUGAGAGAACUUGUAGACCAAGGUGUUUGUCCUCUUUGGUCAUUUUUCUUUAUUUUAUACUGAUGUUUAACAGACCUCAGACCAGUGAUAAUCACAAGCCCUCAGAAACUGGUCUGUCAACUGUAAAGAUCAUCCACUUCCUGUUCCGUCUCAAAUUACUCUGUAAUGCUACGUGUUCCUCAAGUAAAGGUGCCAGAGAAAUCA